GGUUUUCCCAGGGAGCGUGCCGGGGCCGUGCCGGUGAGGCGGCAUGUCAGCGGGAACAUCGGACUCCGCGCCAUCGUCCUCAGCGGUGGCUGCGCCCGGCUUUGGGGGCUUCGCUAUGGCUCAGACGGGGAUCCUAAACCUCAAUAACGAGGUGGUGAAGUUGAGAAAAGAAGUGAAGAGGACUCGAGUUUUGGUUAUUCGCAGGCUUACCAGGCAUAUCACCAAACUGAAGUCAAAAAAGGGUACUGAAGAUAUAUUAUCCAAAAAUCAAAGACGAACACAGCGAUUACUUGAGGAAAUUCAUGCCAUGAAGGAAGUAAAGCCUGAUGAAGUAACUAAAUCUGCUCUUGACGAUGAUAUCAACUUUGAAAAAAUCUGCAAAAAGCCAGAUUCUACAGCAACUGAAAGAGCAAUUGCUAGACUAGCUACACAUCCAUUACUGAAGAAAAAAAUAGAUGCACUGAAAGAUGCUGUCAAAGCAUUUAAAGAUUCAAGACAGAAUAUUACUGAAGUUGAAUCAUUGAAGAAUUCUUCAGAAGAAAAUUACAGUGAGGACACAGGAAUAAAGCAGAGCUCUCCUGACAAUUUGAAUGAAUUCGAGCACCAAGAAAGUACAGUAAAAAAGGAAGAAAAUGUUAAAACGUUAUCAAAGAAGCCGAACACACUUCAAAAAAAAAUUGGUAAGAUGGCAGACAAGCAGAAAAUAGGGAUUCCUCCACCUAUGGCAUUAAAACCUUCUCAGGAACCUUCUCUGAAUGCUUUUGAAACCCAAAAUACAGAUAGGAAAAAUCUUGCCGUCACCAACAAGACAAAUAGAACAAAAAUUUCUACCAUCAUCACUAAUGAUAGCAGUGAUGUGGAAGAACAGAGUGAAGGAGAGAAAGAAUAUUUUGAUGAUAGCACAGAAGAAAGAUUUUACAAACAGUCUUCGCUGUCUGAAGAUAGUGAUAGUGAUGAUGAUUUCUUUAUUGGGAAAGUUAAGAGGACCAGAAAGAAGGAAAAUAGCUGCUGUUCUUCAGUUAAGGACCAAAAGACUUCCCAAAAAGUGUCACCUGAAAAAGAAAAGCUUGAGAAACUGGAGAGGAUGGAGAAAAUGAAGCCAACUACAAAAGCCAGGAGGCUAGAAUCAACAUUUUUUUUUUCUUUAUCUGAAUCCAGAAGGACAAGAAGAAAUGCCAGAGAACAGUUUCCUCAAAACAGAAUUCCAGCUUUUCAACAAAACGAACCUCAGAUCAAGAAUCACCUUGACAGGAGUAUGUAUACAAAGCCUGAAAAUAAGAAACAGCAAUUACAGCAGCCGCUUCAUCCUUCUUGGGAAGCAAGCCGGAAACGAAAAGAACAGAUGUCUAAAAUUGCAGUAUUUCAAGGGAAAAAAAUUACAUUUGAUGAUGACUAGUGGUUUGUUUUUUGUUUUUGUUUUUUUUUGGUGAAUUUUUACAUUAGUUAAGAAGAUUUCCCUAUUUGUGUGAUCUAUUUUAGACUAUUUUUACUUUUUAUUUUUGUCCCUUUUUUGUCUGAAUACUUUUAGGAAGCAAGAGGUUUUUUUUCCCAUUUUAAUUCCAGUAACUUUAUAAUUGAGUUUGUGUACAUACAUAUAUAUGGUAUACAUCUGCUAAUUAAAUUGCAUUUUAAAAUAAUGAUUAUUAUAAUAAUGCCUGUAAGAAAAUAAAAUAGCAUGUUCUUGAAAAGUCUUCAUCACCUAACAUUUAGCUAUUUCAUAUUUAAAAUAUUUUUGCAUUGUACUUUUUAUCUCAGAUUAUACUAGUUUUAUUUAUCAUGGACACUUUCAUUUGUUUAGUUCUCUUAAAAGCAAAUAUGGGGGGAUAAAUUGAAAAACAAUAUAAAAACAUGGAAAAUUAACUCACUUUUAAGAGAACAGUCAUAAAACAAUUUUUAAAAGUUAAUCCUGUUAUCAAAACUAAAAAUAUUCAAGUUGUCACAUCCAUGAAAUUAAUGUUUAUAUAUUAUACUUUGAGGAAGUUAAAAAUGCAGUCCAUAUUUUUUAUUUCCUUUGGUUUUCUGUGGUGUUCAGGUUCUCACUCCAAACACUUUAGAUAAACAUUUGAAUCCAAACAAAAAAAAUGUUUUCUUUAAUUUUUAAACUCAUCAACAGUAAGAUUCUUUUAAUUCAGAAAUCCUUUGCUUAUAACUAAUGGGCCAUAUCCUCUUAGAAAAACAUUCACUGAAGUACAAUAUAAUAGGAGAUAAAUUUCAGAAUAGAUUAAAAUUGGAUAAUUACUUCCACUUUCAAGUUGACCAAGGACAGACUACUGAGAUUACUCACUAAAAAGGGUACUACUACUGAAAAUGCUAUAAGUUUUAUUAUUUAGUAGGAAACCCCCACCCCCAACAAAUGCCUUAAGGAUUUUUUUUCUGGGAGAAAUGAGAAGUUCUUGGUUAACUGAAUAACAAGCAUGAUCAAUUCCAUAUGUACUAAGAGUUUACACUGCACUUAUGGCAAGAAAAGCCAUCUGGUGAGCAGGAAAUUCAUGAGCUCUGAAAAGUUAUUUCUACCUUUCAUUAUGAACUUAACGACUUAAAUAUUUAACUAAGGACAUAGGGACUACAGAAAUGUUCCAGAAAAUGUAAGCUCUAAUGAGCUACAUUUGUAGAUUUGUUAUGCUGAGAGGCAAAAACAUGAUGGAAAGACCAUCAGUGUCAGAGAACAAAAAUGCAGAAUACUUAUUAUCUUGUAUUAUCCUGUCUCCUCCCUUUGGCCACUAUUCCCAAAUUCCCUCUACUUCACCUCUCCUUACUCCCCCAUCAAAAGGUCACUUUUAUUUUAUGGACAAGUUUUAAGUGUUUGGGCUAAGAAGAACUAUUAGUUUGGAGUUUAGCAUGCAUGGGAUUUUGGGAUAAGGGGCAUCUCCAAAGUAUGAUACUGUUUAACAAAGAUUCUAUUCAGGUAAGCCUUCAGCUACACUCCUAUUUGUUUUGAUCUGUAUCAUUACCACUCCCUUCUGUUAUUUAAUGUGCCUGAAUUUAAUAUCAUGGAUAGCACAGGCCUGGGAGACAGUUAUUUACAGUCAUUUCUCACAUCUACAAGUAUUAUUCACAAAUUAGAAGUGUCUAGCACCAAAUUUGUACAGACCUGUAGUGAAUUUGGAUUUCAGUGGAUUUUAGUCAUAUUUCUUGUGUCCAGUCUGUUCUCCAGUACAUUGAAUGAAACACUGCACCUGCCUCUUUGAGUGGGCCUAUAUGAGGGUAGUUGCAAAAGUUCUGAAAAAUUCAGAGCAUGUUUAGGACCAUAUAAUCAAAGCAUUCUGCAGUCCCUAAGUACCCUGUGACCAUACGUGGUAAUACUCUUUGCAUUUUGGAACAUGUGUUUCUCUUCUAGGAAAACUUGUUUUAAGAAAAAGCCAUCCUUCUGUAUGUUAUGUUCAGUACAAAAUAAUUUUGUUGUUUUUCAACAAAGAUAGACAAAAUUCUGUACAUGAAGAAGAGCUGUUUGUUAUUAUUCCCAAAUUCAACAAUACCCCUUCCCCAAAUAUUUAGUUUUUCCAAUUUUAACAAAUAAAGGAGAAUAGUUUAGUCUGUCUUAAUAGCUGCCAUCAGUUCCAUGAGUUAAAAGUAUCUUUUGUGUUUUGCGCUAAAAAGUACUCUUCAGUAUUUUUUGAUUUGCAUUUUCAAUGACUUGAGUUUGUAUUCUUUAAGAGUAUUCCUUUACAUGACAGUGUUUAUCAAGUAUAGAAAACAUUCUAGCAGUUCAAAACAUUGAAAAACUUACAGUUGAACUAUAUGAAAUGUGUUCUAGUAUGGUAUACAAAACAUAACUAUCCUGAUAACAAAGUGUCCUUUUAAUUCUUCCUUUAUAUUGUGGCAGGAUUUUUUUAAACAUGUAUUAAAUUAAUUUCACAUGCUUUUGCAUUUUUUUAAACUAAUGCUUUGAGAGGCAUUAGCAAAGUCACAGUUCCCUUGAAAUUGGGGUUAUGUGAAUAUAUGUUUGCAUAGGACAUGUAAUUCAUAUAAUGUGUAUGUUAUAUGUGACACUAAAUAUAUUAAUUUUUUUUAAUAUUUACAUAAGAGACACAGUGGAUAGUUAGCAUUGGAGUCAGGAAGACCUGAAUUCAAGCCCUGCAUCUGACACAUGCUGCCCUUGUGACCCUUGAUAAAUUCAUUUAAGUUCUCCUUGCCCUGGGCAACUCUCCAAGACUAUGAGUUGCAGAGAAGGAUCUGACCUGUGUUAAUAGAGGAAGUUUCCUAUGCUUAUGAAAUCACUGAUCCAUUCUCUGUCUUCAUAUUUCCACAUAGAAUACAGAGUGUGCAGCAAUCAUAUAACAUCUGUAUGUUUCACAUGCAAAUAAUCCUGUUUUGAGUUCUUGACACAAAACAAUAUUUAUCAAUGACAUACAUAAUAGCUAUAGUUUUUUCCCACCCUAUCUGUCCCCUUCUGCCUCCUUACCUUUCAGGGCAGUGGAGCUAGUAAGGGAAGAGAAAAGGAAAUAGUAAUAUUAAUAGAAUAAUAGAGCUAAAAAAGAAGCCAUCUAGUCCAGUCCUCUCAUUUUCUUUUCU
Molecule: messenger RNA, 4512 nt
Organism: Vombatus ursinus (common wombat)
Lineage: Eukaryota; Metazoa; Chordata; Mammalia; Diprotodontia; Vombatidae
Gene: SRFBP1
Product: serum response factor binding protein 1
Exons: 8
Coding region: 44-1396 (450 amino acids)
Biological process (GO): maturation of SSU-rRNA
Cellular component (GO): 90S preribosome; nucleus
Source: RefSeq, a predicted model, not a curated record